Molecule: messenger RNA, 611 nt
Organism: Photinus pyralis (common eastern firefly)
Lineage: Eukaryota; Metazoa; Arthropoda; Insecta; Coleoptera; Lampyridae
Product: 10 kDa heat shock protein, mitochondrial
Exons: 3
Coding region: 130-441 (103 amino acids)
Cellular component (GO): mitochondrial matrix
Molecular function (GO): protein-folding chaperone binding; metal ion binding; protein folding chaperone
Source: RefSeq, a predicted model, not a curated record
CAACAAUCUGCGCAAGCGCAAACAAGAAACUUCAUUAUCAAUUUACAGGCUCCAUCUCCACCGGCACUUUCUAGAAGCUUCGAACACGUUUAGACCGCCGGGGUUAAUUUUCUUUACGAAAAUAAGAAAAUGGCAGCGAACGCAGUAAAACGAUUAGUGCCUCUCUUCGACCGCAUUCUCAUUAAAAAAGCGGACCCCAUUACCCAAACCAAAGGUGGCAUUAUGAUACCAGAAACGUCCCGUGGUAAAAUGCUUAAAGGUACCGUAAUCGCCGUCGGCCCCGGUUCCAGGAAUACACAAGGCGAACAUGUUCCACCUACUGUUAAAGUCGGCGACAACGUGCUCCUUCCCGAAUUUGGGGGCACCAAAGUAGAGUUCGACGAAAAUUCUGAGUAUCACCUGUUCAGGGAGACAGAUAUAUUAGCCAAAGUAGAGGAAUAAGUGCUGUGCGUUGUUAGUUUACCAUGUAGGACAAGUUACUUUUAAGGUUUCCAUAUUUCAAAGCAUUAUCUAGUGCUUUCGAUGCGUUUCAUUAUUUUCAUCGGAUGCAUUUGUAACGUGUAUAGCUUUGUUCGACUGUUAAGAAGUUUUCAAUAAAUUGUUUAUGUAAA